This is a messenger RNA of Lingula anatina, 3013 nucleotides long. RefSeq lists its product as uncharacterized. Lineage: Eukaryota; Metazoa; Brachiopoda; Lingulata; Lingulida; Lingulidae. The record is from RefSeq and is a predicted model, not a curated record.
ACGAAUUUCUAUAGCUUUGUAUUUACCUUGGAGGCCACACAGCAAAAAAAUACAAGCUACUGUGUUGACUACAUAACACCGCACAAUAGGUAACAAACCAAUGAAUUGAAAAUCCCUGUUUUAAUCUUCAAAAUGCACAUAAAACGCACUGGCGUGUUUAAGCAGCAUUGAUUGUACAACAGAAAGCGAGUAGUAGUGAUAUUGUAUACAAAGAGAACCCUUGCUCUCUAAUGUUAUGAUUGCUUGGUUCAUUCAUCGGAUGUAAAGACUGAAAACAUGGGGGUUUGCGACAAAUUGUUUUCGCGGUCUCCUCGUCCAAAUAUUAGGCCAAACCCCAUAACCCCCAGACAUAAUGUGUCAAGCACACAUUUUCUGUAAUACACAUUUUCUGUAUUACACCUAACUUGAGAUCUUUUAAACACCCAGCGCUUCCCGAAGAAUAACUGCUGUGUUACUACUGUUCACGGUUGACAGGUAAGUGACAAAAAACGAUGCAAAUGUGACAGUUUCUAAGUUUACAAAUUCCUCUCGGGAUAUUUGUGUUGUCACAAAGAGUAAACAGAGCGAGCGAGAGCACUAGAAAAGGGAAUAAACAUUAUAUUAGUGUUAAUCAGGGGAGAACGUCACAAUUGCAUAUUACCGCAUCAGUCCAAGGCAACGCCAAAUUCUCUGUUGAUUUAACGUUAUGAAAUCGUAAAUGUAACCAUUUGUGGUGGUCGGUCACAAAGACACACUUGGUCGUCAAUAGGGCUCUCUUGACCCCUGUGGCCUCUUCUGUUAUGAACAGAACUUGGGACUGAAGAUAAAAAGAUAUUACGACUGCUGGGUAUAAUAUUUGUACAGAUGUGAACCGUAUGACGACCUGUUUAUAGCCGUUUCGUCACUCGGUACGCGUAAAAAUAUUCUGAUUUGGCUCACACACAGAUUAAUCGAUCAUAUAAAAUAGGCAUCGUUGUACUCUCCCUUCCUAGAAACCUGUAGGCAAUAUUUUUCACCCACGGCCUGUAACCCUGGAUGCCAAACAGGGCCUACUCCGUCUUCUUGAUAUAUACGGACUUUAAUACCUAACCAUGGACGAACCAGCUCAUCAUGCACACAGAUACGGGCACCAGCUCCUUAAAAUUGCUACCCACUGGUCGUCAGAGUCGUGCCAAACGACCUCGGCCAAAAAUAAAUGGGAAGAAAAAAAACUGACUCGAAACACGAAACACCUUGACGCUGAACGAAAAACCUGCUUAAGACUUAUUGAAGGUCAGAAAAACGCCUUGAAAAAGCACCUGUCCGACCUUCACCAUCGUCGGACGCAGAUUGCACAUUACACCGACGACAACUCCGACAUGAUGCUCGACAGCUUAAGGAAGAUGCCUAAACAGUUGUAUGCAAAUAUUUUUCUUAGUCAAAGACGUUCUUGUGAGUAUCUUAGCGAAGCAUCUUACUUAGAAGAUGACAUGACGUCUGCUGAAGAUGCAUCUUCCAGUUGGAAAGAUCGCAGAAGUUUGUCCGACGCGACAUUAGAGCUUAACGAUACAAGGGCAUCUGGGGAUGAAACCGAUUCCCAAAAAGUUCGCCCUUUAACAGUCCCUUCUCUACAAAAUCAGGGAGACGAUUUCGAAUUACCAGAUGUGAGGAGAGACUCAAAUAUUGUCCGAUCUACUUCACACGAAAUCAUCUCAAAAGAAAACGACGAGGAUUCUACUCAUGACGUGGACGACGCAACAACAAUUCUUCAUCACAGCCCUACAAUGAGACCUCGUGCAUAUUCUGAGUCGGUAAAACACAGAAUUAGACGCCGAAGUUUUAUUUUCCCGGAUUCGCCUUCUUCGGCCCUUUUUAAGCGUUCUCCAUCGCACAGCAGCAACGAAUCGCUGGGAUCGGCAGAGGACGUGAAAUCAGUUGGAGCGCGGCUAGGCCGGAGAAGGUUUACUGUGAGCCCGCUCGUGGGGGAUAUGACGCCCCAAUCUUCCCCAUCCCCAGGUAGCAGCCCUCCCAGGGGUCAUAUUCACCCACCUGUCACACUGAUGUCUAAAACUACUGGACAGUGUCCUCAGAUACAACGCACGCGUUCAGCAGCUAAACACAACCCCCAGGCGCUGAAGACGGAAGAUGGUGAUAAGUAUCACCUUGAUCAAACCAGUCACAAUGUCAGCAGCAGCAGGUUUUACGUGAAUACUAGUGCUAAGGUACAACCAAGAAGGCUUUUGAGUAGAGAGACAGAAGAAAAGAAUGUCAUGCAAGGCCAGCGAGAGAAACACCACGAUAAACCUUGUGGCGAUAAAGAAAAACGCGGACAGCUCUCUCCCGAUGUAAAUAAUACGCCUCGAAAAAACUCCCUUAGCGCUGACUCUGAAAAAGAAAACUCCACUCCACUGAGGAGAAAUUCAUUCAGUUCAUUUAAACAUUACAAAAGACAUUCAACUGCCUCGGUGUCAUCCGCCAAAGAAAAACAGACCAAUUCAAAGUCUACAGACAUUCAAAAGCUGGCCGUACAUUUUAACCGCGAACGUCGGCUCUCUCUGCCAAGUGUGAUAAGGCAGACGAUAGCCCAAAAACGAUUUCUGGAAAAGCAACCAUCCCAGAAAAAUUCCGAAUCCGGGAACAAUGCAGUGUCUUAUGCGACUCCGCCUGCAUUAAUUAUCCCUACCAUAGUGCUUCACUUGGUGGCAGACGACCCCCCAGAAGAGGCGGGAAACUAUGGCGACCCUCACAGCAUCUUUAUGCAAGGCACGCCCGGUGUAUAUUAACAAUUAUACGUGUGUAGAUAUUGGGGCGUGAAUAACAUGUAAUGCAAUUAGAUUAAAUCUCGAAAUGGCCUAGUGUGAAAGAAUGGAAGUUUCUAUCUUGUUCAUGUGUUGUUAUUUGCUUUGGCAUUCACUUAUUGUAAUAUUGAACGAUUACAAAAAUAUUAUGCAUGUUUUAUUGUGAAAUGCAUAGCGUUAGGUUUCUUUCUCGGUCUUGAAAUCAAUGCCUGUGUCAAAAUGUAAAUUAUUCUCAUUUACUUUCAAUUGUCACGUAC